This is a messenger RNA of Aaosphaeria arxii CBS 175.79, 2838 nucleotides long. RefSeq lists its product as uncharacterized. The record is from RefSeq and is a predicted model, not a curated record. The transcript is spliced from 5 exons. The coding region runs from base 1 to 2823 and encodes 940 amino acids. NCBI's taxonomy places the organism in Eukaryota, Fungi, Ascomycota, Dothideomycetes, Pleosporales.
AUGUUACGCAAAAAACCUACAAACAAGCGACAUGGUGCAACGAACAACGUAACUCAGAACAUUCCUAGCCUCGCAGGAUGGAUCGGUGAAUCCAAUGUAUUCAGGAUGCUUGUUGAGGCUUCUCUAUUAUUGCGCGAAAACCAUGGCCUACAAAUAGGUAUUUUCCGCGGGCAAGAUUACGCUAACAUUGAUGGGGCCCUUAUCAUUCGACCUGGGCCAACGUAUCCUUACGGGAGUCUUUCUGAGUCGUGGAACUGGUUAUCGAACCAUGAUCCUGACGAAGAUUUGAAAAUCAUACCCUUCGAUGUGAAGACCAACCUGUAUUCAAACAACACCAAACAGCCGGUACCAUUCUUCAUACUCGUGAUACCAGAAUACCCUGAUUAUCUCUGCUUCAUUCCUGCACGAAGCUAUCAGACACUGAAUGCCACUCACAGAAUGACACACCAGGCCAAGCAUCAAUCUGCUCGCUUGGAAUUUCGCACGGCAGGCCCAUGCCAAUUCACGUUUCCUGCAAUGUUGGCUCCGUUCGCUGUUCACCAUAGUGACCUCCCCGCUGCUUUGACUAACAUGGUAAACACGAUACUUCAUGGCGGGAACUAUGUCAACCCUUCCAAUUCUGUCGAAUAUCAUGGCUGCACUAUGCUGGGUCCCCUUCGCCAUAUGAGCCUGGUAUUUGACAUGAAGGGUGUUACUCAGGCAGCCUCAAAACGCAAAUACCUGAUCGAACAUAAAGCUAUCACAAGAGGUGAAAGUCUUCCAGCAACCAAUUACGACGCCCUGGCUCCUGAACAACAUUGGAACUUCCUAUUCCUUCAAAGAUCUAACAGAUUAACAAUAAUACCACGUCACUACGUUUCUUCGAGAACCUCGGCUCCAACAGGCGAUACCAUCGAUCUUGGAGAUCCUCAAAGUGGUCAAAAUUUCAUGCAAGUAAUUGAUAAGCAUAGUGAUACCGUCAAGAGAACCUUACAAGAUAAAUGGCGCGACCCUUGUAUUUCUUCUUCCCAAUGCAAGGCCACAGAAUUAGCGCAUUCUGACCAAGUCUCGACAAUACAAGGCGAAGUCCAAGGCCGAAAGAAGUGGAAUCUUCAGGUAGGGACGCAACGUUUCAUCCUCUCAUUCACAGAGGCCCUGAACGAACAAUGCUUCAAGUUAAAAGAGCACGUCUGUAUUGCUUUGCCAGAUAGUCCAUGUGGAGACUUGCUUGUGGUUGAGCAUUAUUGGACAGAUUCCGAAUAUGCCACUUUUCGAGAUAGUCGAAUAUUGCCUGUAUCAUUGGUCCGCAAGUCGAAUGGACCAAAUCCUCGUUGUGUAUUGGUCAAGCUCUUUGAGCCUGGGCGGCAAUCAGCAUUUGCGCUUCCAAUUUGUGCUGCGCAAGACUUCAUUGUCGUUGCAGCAACAGAGCCCGUCGAUAUCGAUGCGGCAAAGCCCGUAGAGCUUGGAAACUUGUGCCUUUUCCAUUCCGAUGAUACGAACUGGUUCCAGGAUUAUCCAUGUGUCCCAUGCCACAACACGUCAGAUCGACAGUGGUCGUAUAUCCAGAAGCAUGAGGCAACAUCAAACUCGAAAGGCGCUUCAAUCCUCAGCGCCUGCUUCCUGAAUGAAAAUGUCAAUCCGCUCAAAUCAAUCCAUAACUUUAUAGACGGGUCGGUCCAUAGAUAUUUCUGCGACCUUUUCUGUGAAGCUCAAUCUAGAUUUGUAACACAAAUCUAUGGUAACAGAGGUAUUCUACAACGACAGUGGAACCACGGUACGGCAAGACAAGUACAUACGUCCUCUUCUACAAGAGACCAAUUAUUUCGUAGAGUGUUGUGCACCCUACCCCCUGGAACACAACCAGCUUGCCCGAGAGCACUACGACAAACACUGAAGGAUAAGAUCCCCGAGGUCAAAGAGUCUACAUGCCUGAAGAGUGCUGAGCGGAUACGCAAUGAAGCUUACGCACGAAUUGUGGGCGAAUCUCAAUGGGGUAUCUCACUCAAUCGACUUGUCUCUCUAUCAGGAUUCUCUUCUAUCGUUCCACUUUCCUGUGACCAUUGCAAGGAUCCCGAAGAUUGCCUUUUCAUUCAACCGCCGUUUUUCAUUAAACAAGACUUCAAGACAAACAAAUGUCGCGGUUGCAUUCGCAAUGGAGUACCGUGCACGUUUGAACAGUUGUCAGUCGAGACCGUCGAAGACUUAGCAGGGUUUGAGCCUUUUCGUCGACACGUGCCUUGCAAUCGAUGCUGGGAUCGGGUUGAAGAAUGCGACAACAACGCGUUGGGUUGUCAACGAUGUUUUGACGCCGAUGAGGUAUGCGAGCGGGAAAAAUGCGCGAAUUAUGAUGAAGCUGGAGACGACUCAAGCUGCCGUGCUGACUGCAACCGCGCCCACCACGACGACAAGUACGAAAAUCUCACGGAAAAAGGGCGGGGAGACGGAGGUAAUUGGAGAGACAUUCGCUGGCAGAUUGCGAAUGAGAUUGACAACGUCCGCAUUGCUGCUUGCCAAAGCUGCUGGGAUAAAGGGUGGGAAGAGUUCUGCGACAACGGGGGGGUAGAACGGGGACCUUGCACAGUUUGUCGAGAGAUGGCAUCUGGCAGCGACGGGAAGCAGCAGUGUAUGCGGGUUAGAUGCCCUCGCUGGACACAGUGCAAGAAUCAAGCGUGCCAGCUGGCACAUAUAGGACAAGGAUUCGCAUUCUCAGAUCUUGUGUCACAGAGGCGUAAGAAUCGUCAGGUAUCUAACACCCGUCUACGUGCUAUGCACGGAAUCCCUCCAGUCGCGGAAGCUGCCUUUGCAGAGAUAUCUUUGAAACGAGGUCAGUCGAGCGGUUCUUAGAAGGCGACAUGCCGU